Messenger RNA from Colius striatus (speckled mousebird), 3896 nucleotides. RefSeq names its product lysozyme g. The coding region runs from base 382 to 978 and encodes 198 amino acids. The transcript has 6 exons. Gene Ontology annotation, cellular component: extracellular region. The record is from RefSeq and is a predicted model, not a curated record. Gene Ontology annotation, molecular function: lysozyme activity. NCBI's taxonomy places the organism in Eukaryota, Metazoa, Chordata, Aves, Coliiformes, Coliidae. Gene Ontology annotation, biological process: defense response to Gram-positive bacterium; peptidoglycan catabolic process.
CCUCACUGUCCACUCAUAUUUGCCUGGCCUCUGCCACUGAUUCAUUGCAGUGUUUUCUGCCAGUCAUUUAUUGUGCAUUAACAUGCUUAUUGACAGAGGAAAAACAGUAUUUAUUUCCUUUCACAGAGUUGUCCGGAGUCUUACUAACCACCACUUGUGCAAAUCUUUGGAUGAAAGGAAUCAUAAGGGUUCUAAGCUCUUAAUAUAUAUUACUUAUUGUACUUUGAAACAAAUGUCAUCACCCUAGGUAGGAAUUAACAUUCCAUAGCCCAUAGGGUGGAUACCUUUUCAUACACAUAUAUAUAAAAGUCAAGUGACCUGCCUCCGAGGAAGGCCGACUGAAGACUGGUCUCGUGGGGCAGCUUGAGGAGAGCCGUCACCAUGAUCCCUGCACUGCUCUUGCUGGGCCUUACAGCCCUUGUCGCUCCAUCCAUGAGUUACAGUUGCUAUGGUGACAUAAGUGCUCUUCAAGCCCCCACGAUCUCCUGUACGCCUGUAAGAGCCCCAGACUGUGGACUUGCCACGGUGCGGAGGAUUGCUGAGACAGACAUCGUACGCCUGAGGAAAUACGAGGUUCCGAUUAAGAGAGUAGCCCGAAACUUGUGCCUGGAGCCGGCGCUCAUCGCUGCCAUCAUCUCGCAGGAGAGCCGUGUUGGCCUGCUCCUGGACAACGGCUGGGACCGUGGACACCACAAGUAUGGCUUGAUGCAGCUUGGCAGGCUGCAACACCCUUACGGAGUGUGGGAUAGUGAAGAACACAUAAAUCAAUGCUCAACUAUCCUGGUUCUCUCAAUUAAUGAAGUCCGGGCAAGACAUCCCACCUGGAGCUGGGACCAGCAGCUGAGAGGGGGAAUCUGCACCUACCGGGCAAAAAUGGGCAACUUCCAGGUCUACGAGGAUGAUCCAUGCGAGGGAGACAAUUACUACGUCAACAGUGUGAUUAGGAGAGCCCAGUACUUUAAGAGAUAUGGGUUCUAGCUCAUGAACCCCCUCCACCACCAAGCCUCUCCUCUAUAUAGACUAGCCCAGUAGUGAUUGUAGUACCCAGAGCAGUUCCUCAGGUCCCCUGGCUGGACCAAUGCUGAUGGCAAUGAUAAUGGCACCUUGCACAUUCCAGCAAACCCCAGCUCCCCACUUGCUGGCAGAUGAGCUGAGCGCUGCUUCCACAGAACCCACAGGGAGGAGAUACCACAAGUCUGGGGCCUUUGAAAGGCAGCUGGGGACAGAUCGGUCAUGUUUGUCUGUCAGGUGAGGAAGGUGCCUCUUCCCAUUCGAAGCUGAACCUCAGGCUGUUCAUGCAUUCCCCAGGCAUGAGCAUGUGAGCAGCUCUCCCCGGGCAACAGUUGUGCUCUUCACAUCUCCUCCAUCCAUAUUCUUCCUUCUCCCUGGCCAAUGGGAGGAUGUAGCCCACAAGUUAAAUUCUUCCUUCUCCUUGAUUGUGUCGGCUAUGGGACAACAGAGACUUCUUGCCAAGCCUUUGGUCUCUGCACUAGCUGUGUAUUCCUGUGGCCAGCCUUGUCGGGGACAAUGCUAAACGUGGUUCUGCUAGUCUCCCAAGCCCUGGAGCCCACAGCUGUGAUGGGGAUGGAAACCUCUUUAGGGUGAAAAGCACUUACACAGGGGAAAUUCUUUAUAUGGGAGGUGCUGCAAGUGCCAUAGCAGGCACACAAAACACCUUUCUGUUAGAGUGGCCCUCUGAUAAGGAAGGAGCCCCACACACACUCAUCCCAUGAGUUGUAUUACAACAAUAGUAUUGGAAAAACAAACCAACCAAAUCCCACAACUUUUCCUGCUUUAGCUUUGGCACCUUUAUGCUGGAUUUCCUCCAAGUUUGAAAGUGUUUCAGCACCUGUUCUUCUGCCAGGAAUCCUAGAUUCUAACAAGGACUGAAUUAGCUCUGUGUUUAUACACCUUUUGAAAGUGCUUUUCAGUGUGGAUGGGUCUGCAUGCAAAUUUAGGUUUAGUGGGUAAAGGAGAGAAAAUAAAGAUAAACGUUGAAUCCCAAUUUUUGGGGUUUUUUAUUGUUUACAUUUCAUGGGGCCCGGUGGGCAGCAACCUGAAGCUUGAGUAAAUAAGCCAAUUCAGUACUCUUGGUAUGGGUCUAAAACUCAAUUUGAGAACAGGGAGAGGAAAACAGUGCUACAGACUGGGGUAGGUGAGAAGAGCUGGGCUGUGAGGAAGGAAUGAGGCAGCCCAAGCUCAGCCACCUUCCUUAAACCUGUGGACAGAGGAAUAAGGAUGGUCACAUUUACACUUUUGAAUAUGAAUAUUGGAGGCAUCAGGGCACCUUUCUGAUGCCUGAAACCAUUGCCAAUGCAGAAGGGAUGUCCCUGAUGGUCCCUGGCUGCACAGGACUGUGCUGAGUAUGUACCUGGUCUGCCAGGCAGGGCCAAUGCAGGCAGCGUGAGAGCUGCUUUGGAGACAGCUUUUGCAAGCAGAGCAAUUUUAAUCCUGUGCUCCUCAUCUUGCCAGCCACUAGUCUGCUUACUGUUGCAGCAAGGACUGAGAGCAACAUAUUUGCAAGCACACUCAUUUCAUGGUCCCUGGAGACCAAAGGGAGCUCUAGGAUGUCUCCAACAUUAAUGACUUCUUUUUAAGAUUACAGAAAACUACUUAGUGUUGAGCAACUGAGGGUAUUAAAGUCAAUACUAUUUAGUCUUUAGUGAAUUCGCAGCAAUAUUAAGAUAACUUUAGUAAAAUCAUUACUUUGCAAUACAAAAUUAUGAAACAUAUCACAUGAUUUGAUCCCUUCUACUUGAAAUAGCUCAUGUAAAAUUCAUAGGUUGAAGUUUUUGGUGCAUUGUGUUGCACAAACCUCUUACAUAGCCUCUCACGUGAAAUCUAGGAAUGUAUUUUUGGUAGAUAAGCAUGUCAAAUGGGGCAGAGAAACUCACUGCUGCCUACAUGCAUAAAGUUGUUUUUUUAGUUUGGAGAGUGAACAAGAGUGGAGUUUUCUUUGGUUCUGUCCAGGUUACCUUUAAUUGUUGCAGGCAAACUCCCUAUUGCCAUCCAUGCAAAUUCAUGAGUUCCUCAGAGAUCAAUUUCCACAUGCAUUACCUAUGAAGCUGCUGCUUCAUGUUAUUGUAGCAAUACCCCACGCCCUGCAGACCCACCUGCUGGCAUUGCCACAAAGGAGUACUUAUUUUUUUAAGUCUAUUUAAACACCCUGAUUAUGGGAAGUCCAUAUUUUAUUGCAAAUGUCAUUCUAGGAUAUCAGCACUUUGUAGUGAACAAGGAAAAUGCCUGAACUACAAAUGCUUGAUAAAUUGGCAGGAAGGAGUGAAUAGUUCAGGAAACCUUAACAUUAGCAUACUGCCUUCAGAUUCAAGCAAAAGCUUACCUCAUAAACAGUGAGCUCAGAUUGCUUUUCCCCUCCAAUCUUUUGCUGGUCACCCAUGCCCAUGUUACUGGAAGUUAUUUAGCUGAUGUACAGAGGGUUGCUGCAGCCACACUUCACCCUUUUGACCCAGGACCCAUUAAAGAAAAACAGGCAGCUUGCAAAGCAAGCAGUACCACAGGUGUAUUGAGUCUGUCUGAGAUGGAGUUCAUUUUCCCCACAGCAGUCCUCAGAGUGCUGUGCUGUGUAUCAGUAGCUGGAAAGGUGUUGAUAACACACCAGUGUUUGGCUCCUGCUGAGCAGCGCUCACACAGCAUCAAGGCUGUCCUCCAACGUUCCCCCUUCACCAGUAGGCUGGGGGUGGGCAAGUUCUGGGGAGAGGACAUGACCAGGAGAGCUGGCCAAAACUGACCAAAGGAAUAUCCCAGAUAAUAUGGUGUCUGCUCAGCAAUAAAAGCUAAGAUAAAGGUGGAAGUAAGGGGCAGCCCACUUCCCAGGAAGUGGCUGGACAUGACCUGCUGAUGUGAAGUAGAAAAUAAAUCUUUUGUUUUCUUUUGUU